Penicillium argentinense is the source of this 930-nucleotide messenger RNA. RefSeq names its product putative peroxisomal dehydratase. Gene Ontology annotation, cellular component: peroxisome. The transcript has 5 exons. The record is from RefSeq and is a predicted model, not a curated record. Lineage: Eukaryota; Fungi; Ascomycota; Eurotiomycetes; Eurotiales; Aspergillaceae. Bases 1 to 930 code for a protein of 309 amino acids.
AUGUCUGCCCCUGGAGCUGGUCACGAAUUCCCCGCCAAAGCGGUCUCUUGGCAGAAGCGCGAUGUCCUGCUGUUCGCGAACAGCAUCGGCUGCAAAGCCGACGAGCUGCAGUUCCUCUACGAACUGCACCCCAACUUCUCCGUCUUCCCGACUUACCCGCUGAUCCUGCCCUUCAAGCUCACCGAUCAGGAGGUGACUGACUUCUAUGCGCGCCAGCAGGCCGUCCACAUUCCCGGUGUCCCUCAAUUGGAUCACCGCCACGGAGUCGAUGGCCAGCGCAAGCUGACCAUCUUGAAACCGCUGCCUCCUACUAGCGCUGGACGAAAGUUCGAGUUGCGCAACAAGGUCAUUGGUGUCUACGACAAGGGAAAGCCCGGUACCGUGAUUGAGACUGAGCAAUCGAUUGUGGAUGCGGAGACUGGCGAGGUAUACAACAAGGUUCUGUCCAGUGGCUUCUUGGUUGGCCAGGGCAACUGGGGUGGCCCUAAGGGUCCUUCCACUGUCAAUUUCCCUCCUCCCGAGGGUAAGGCCCCUGAUGCCACCCACGUUAUUCAGAGCACCAACGAGACUGCCCAUCUAUACCGUCUGAACGGUGAUUAUAACCCCCUGCACGCUACUCCCGAGCCCGGUCAGAAGAUGGGCUUCGGCGGAAUCAUCAUUCAUGGCUUGUUCAGCUGGAACUCUGCAGCCCACGGCAUUCUGCGUGAGCUGGGUGGUAGUAACCCCGCCAACCUUAAGGAGUUCCAGGCUCGUUUCGCGUCACCUGUUCGCCCCGGCGACAAGCUUACCACGGAGAUUUGGCGCAUGGGUAACACUCAGGCCGAUGGCUUCGACGAGAUUCGCUUUGUCACCAAGAACCAGACCGGCAAGGUUGUUUUGAGCAAUGGCCGAGCCCUGUUGAAGGUUAUUGGACCAAAGAGCAAGCUUUAA